UCUAUCUACUCCCCUUCUCCACAAAAAUCUCAGUUUUUUUAAAAAUUUCAGAAAUGGCUGAUGCAUUGACAGAGGAGCAGAUUGCUGAGUUCCGUGAGGCUUUCUCUCUCAUCGAUAAAGAUUCCGAUGGGAUGAUCACAGUGGAAGAAUUGGCAACAGUGAUUCAAUCUCUGAAUGAGCAUCCAACAAAAGAAGAAAUUCAAGAAAUGAUGAAUGAGGUUGAUGCAGAUGGAGAUGGCACUGUGGAUUUCGAGGAAUUUUUGAGUAUUAUGGCAAGAAAAAUGAAGGAAAAUGUUGCAGAGGAACUGAAAGAAGCUUUCAAAGUUUUCGAUCGAGAUCAAGAUGGAUUCAUAUCAGCAAUUGAGUUGAGGAAUGUGAUGCUGAAUCUCGGAGAAAGAUUAAGUGAUGAAGAAGCUGAACAAAUGAUAAGAGAAGCUGAUUUAGAUGGGGAUGGGCUUGUUAGCUAUGAAGAAUUUGUGAGGAUGAUGAUGGCUUCUGCAGCUAAUUGCUAGUUAGAUCAUGUCUCCUAUUUAAUUUCUUUUAUUUAUUUACAUUUCAAGAAUUUCCGAUAAUUUGCUUUAUUACUAUCUCAAUUAUCUAGGGACUAUUAAUAAGAUAAUAUGGCAUGUGUAGUGUAAGCCAGAAUUACGAUAUGACAUGUACAUUAUUACUAGCAUCCUAAUAAGUAAU
Molecule: messenger RNA, 690 nt
Organism: Salvia splendens (bonfire salvia)
Lineage: Eukaryota; Viridiplantae; Streptophyta; Magnoliopsida; Lamiales; Lamiaceae
Product: calmodulin
Exons: 4
Coding region: 54-512 (152 amino acids)
Cellular component (GO): myosin II complex
Molecular function (GO): calcium ion binding
Source: RefSeq, a predicted model, not a curated record